CCGUCCUCCCAAGUAUAAAACCUGAAAAAUACCUGUCCUCCCAAAUAAAAAACCUGAAAAAUACUUGGCCCGUUGUCCCAGAGUCAGCAAACCAUGACACAUAUCUUCGACCUGACUCCUAAUUUAAUCACUAGAAGUCUCUGUAGUUGCCGUGCUGCAGAUUAUUCUUUCAGUGAUUAGGAAAGAUAUUAUAGUUUUAAGUGAUGUUUAAUCCAUUUAUUGAGAGUUUGGUCAGCAGUUUGAUCAAUCUGUAGCCUUUUAGCAAAACACUCAAAUUACCAUGGCUUUUGCUCUGCUAUAUCUUCUUUGCUUCUUCCUUUCCAUGAUUCUCCCAUGUUCCAUCCUAGCUCAAUCUUCUGGAAACAUUUCUUUAGCCUCAUCUCUCACUGCACUAAAUGAUGAUAACUCGUCAUCAUGGACAUCACCUUCUGGUGACUUUGCCUUCGGUUUUCGAAGAAUUGGAAAAUAUGGGUUCCUACUAGCCAUCUGGUUCAAUAAGAUACCAGAGAAAACUGUUGUCUGGUCAGCCAAUGGGGACAAUCUUGUGCAGCAAGGAUCCCAAUGUGUACUUACAAGUGAAGGCCAGCUUAUGCUCAAUGACGCAACGGGCCAGCAAAUAUGGUAUGCUAAUUCUGCUAACGCAGAAGUGUUUUAUGCAGCCAUACUUGACAGUGGAAAUUUUGUUCUGGCCAACCGAAUGUCAAUUAAUUUGUGGGAGAGUUUUGAUGAACCAACUGAUACAAUCCUACCCACACAGACUCUAAGUCAAAACAGCAUGCUCUUUGCUCGCUACACGGCAACAAAUUACUCACGGGGAAGAUUCAUGUUUACGCUUCAAUCUGACGGAAAUCUCUUGCUUUACACAACGAGAUUCCCACUGGAGACAAAGAAUUAUGCUUACAGUGCAACCAUGACUAUGUAUACCGGCUUUCAGGUCAUCUUCAAUCAGUCCGGCUCUAUUUACCUUACUGCACAGAAUGGAAGCAUACUGAAAAUGAUAUCAUCCAACACAGUUUCGAUGCAAAAUUUCUACCAGAAAGCAACUGUGGAGCAUGAUGGAGUUUUGAGGCACUCUGUUCACCCCAAAACCGCUGCAUCAAGUGCUGGAAAACCCAUGGCUUGGUCCCCUUUGAUCUCCGAACCUUCGAAUAUUUGCUCAAGAAUUGUAGGAGCCAUAGGUAGUGGUGCAUGUGGAUACAACAGCUUAUGCAGUUAUGAUGAUAAAGGACCAACCUGCCAAUGUCCUUAUGGCUACACAUUUAUUGAUCCCAAUGAUGUCUUGAAAGGAUGCAAGCAAAACUUUGUUUCACAAAGUUGUGAUGAGGCCUUGCCGGAGACAGAGGAUUUUUAUUUUCACGAGAUGCAAAACGCAGAGUGGUUUGACGGUGAUUAUGAGCAGUUUACAUCGGUACCUGAGGAUUGGUGCAGACAGAAUUGCUUAGCUGAUUGUUUUUGUGUCGUUGCCAUUUUCAAGGAAGGAGAGUGUGUGAAGAAAAGAAUUCCUCUUUCGAAUGGGAGGAUGGACACAAGUAUUGGUGGAACAGCUCUCAUCAAAGUAAGGAAAGGCAACUUUACUUUGAAACCUGAAGGUCCAAAUACGAAAAAGAAAGAUUACUCAACCUUGAUCCUCAUCGGAUCAGUGCUCCUGAGUAGCUCGGGAUUUCUGAACUUGAUUUUGCUAUUAACAACCUAUUUGGUUGUUUCUCAUAUUUCUUACAGAAAAGCAAGGGUGAUUCAACCUCACUCAGUCAUGCCAGGUAUGAAUAUGAAAUGUUUCACUUAUGAGGAGCUAAACGAAGCUACUAAUGGAUUCAAGGAAGAACUAGGUCAGGGUUCUUUUGCUACAGUUUUUAAAGGAGUUUUAGGAUUUGAUAAUGGGAAAUCUGUUGCUGUCAAAAGAUUGGACACUAUGGUUGGAGAAAAUGAGCCGGAAUUCAAAGCUGAAGUGAGCGCAAUUGGUAGAACAAACCACAGAAAUUUAGUCCAACUGCUUGGGUUCUGCAAUGAAGGGGAGCACCGAAUUCUUGUCUACGAGUUUAUGAGUAAUGGUUCACUAGCAAGCUUCCUCUUUGGAGAGUCAAGGCUGAAAUGGUACCAGCGACAGAAAAUUGCCUUGGGUACUGCAAGAGGGCUGUUGUAUUUGCAUGAGGAGUGUAACAGCCAAAUCAUACAUUGUGACAUUAAGCCUCAAAACAUUCUUCUAGACGAUUCUUUCACUGCAAAAAUUUCUGACUUUGGAUUGGCCAAGCUUUUGGGAACGGACCAAACUCGAACUACUACUCGAAUCAGGGGAACCAAAGGUUAUGUAGCCCCUGAAUGGUUCAAAAACAUGCCUAUCACAAUGAAGGUGGAUGUUUACAGCUAUGGCAUUUUGUUACUAGAAAUUAUUUGUUGCAGGAAGAAUUUUGAAGAGCAUGCGGAUGAUGUAGAUCAGCUGAUACUAGCUUAUUGGGCAUAUGAUUGCUAUAUGCAAAAGGAGCUGCAUUUGUUAUUGGAGAAGGACGAUGAAGCGAUGGAAGACGUCAAGAUGAUGGAGAAUUACGUGAUGAUUGCAAUGUGGUGCAUUCAGGAGGACCCAUCACUGAGACCGACGAUGAAGAAAGUCAUGCAGAUGCUUGAAGGAACUGUUGAAGUCUCAGUUCCACCGGAUCCAUCGUCAUUUAUGAGUGAAAUAGUUUAAGUGGUUGUUUCUUUAUUAUUUGAUCAUCGAAACUCAAAAUCUUGAACUUUGUAGUUCAUAGAUAGUCCUUUAUAAUUUUUUGUUGAAAGAAUAAUUGUACACGUUGAAGAAAGUUUUAUGUUCCAUCGUAUUUGCGCA
This is a messenger RNA of Malus domestica (apple), 2818 nucleotides long. Its product is annotated as G-type lectin S-receptor-like serine/threonine-protein kinase LECRK3. Gene Ontology annotation, biological process: protein phosphorylation. Lineage: Eukaryota; Viridiplantae; Streptophyta; Magnoliopsida; Rosales; Rosaceae. The record is from RefSeq and is a predicted model, not a curated record. Gene Ontology annotation, molecular function: protein serine/threonine kinase activity; ATP binding.